CACUUGGUUUUUGUUUGUUUGUUUGUUUGUUUGUUUGUUGUUGCGCAUGCUCAGUGGUACUGUAGCGCCUUUGUGUGUGUGUGUGUGUGUGUAUAUAUGUGUACGUGUGUGUGCGCGCGCGUGUGUGUGUGUCUCAGGACCAGUUCAGGGUCUGUCGGUGCUAAACUACUUAGCUACCCGCCGUUUCUCUCGUCUUCAACAACACACAGAGGUAGCCGAGCUCCUCCACUAGCUAAAUCAUGGUGAAUGUAAAGAAACGGAAAGGUCGAGUCGUUAUCGACUCGGACUCUGAAGACAGCGCUAGUGAUGAUAAUUUAGAUCAGGAGCUCCUGUCUCUGGCCACCAAGAGGAAGAGGGUGGACUCCGAUGACCAGCAGGACGACCAGCAGGAUGACCAACCAGUCAGCAAGCCUGCAGCCUCAUCAGACUCAGAGACAUCAGACAGUGAUGAUGAAUGGACCGCCGGUGGUCCUAAAGUCAAGAAGAAGGUCAAACCAGGGAAACCGACGGCAACCGAGAAGAAGAAAGAGGCAGCGAAGAAGAAGGCACAUAAAGCUGCGUCGUCCGGGAGUUCUGGGGGAGACAGUUCAGCUGACAGCUCCGCCCCCGAGGAGGGGGAGGUGUCUGACUCAGAGAGCAACAGCUCUGCCUCCAGCUCAGACUCCUCGUCGGAGGAUGAUGUCUUCAGGGACGGAUAUGGAGAGGACCUGAUGGGAGACGAGGAGGACAGGGCUCGGCUGGAGCAGAUGACCGAGAAGGAGAGGGAGCAGGAGCUCUUCAACAGGAUAGAGAAGAGAGAGGUGCUCAAGAGGAGAUUUGAAAUUAAAAAGAAGCUGAAAACAGCAAAGAAGAAGGAGAAAGAGGAGAAGAAAAAGAACCACGAGGAAGAACAGAAGAAGAAGAGGGAGAGAUCGUCCAGCGGUCAUCAUGAAGACAGAACUCAUCAGGACCAGCAAGUGGUUAUGUCCCACAACAAGGAGAGGAGGACUAAACGGGAUGAGAAGCUGGAUAAAAAGUCUCAGGCCAUGGAGGAACUGAAAGCGGAGAGAGAGAAAAAGAAAACGAGGACAGCGGAGCUCCUGGCGAAACGGGAGCCCCUGAAAACCAGCGAGGUUUACUCGGACGAUGAGGAGGAGGAAGAGGAGGAGGACGACGACAAAUCAUCCGUAAAGAGCGAUCGCAGUUCACACUCUUCAUCUUAUUCCGAAGACGAAGAGAAAGAGGAGACGCCACCAAAGUCUCAACCCGUGUCACUACCAGACGAGCUGAACCGUGUCCGUCUGUCCCGACACAAACUGGAGCGCUGGUGUCACAUGCCGUUCUUCCAGAAGACCGUCAGCGGCUGCUUUGUACGGAUCGGCAUCGGGAACAGUAGUAGCAAACCAGUUUACAGGGUGGCUGAAAUAGUUGACGUGGUAGAGACGGCUAAAGUGUACCAGUUGGGAACGACCCGGACGAACAAAGGACUACAGUUACGGCAUGGUGGUGACACCCGAGUCUUCAGACUGGAGUUUGUGUCCAAUCAGGAGUUCACAGAAAACGAGUUCAUGAAGUGGAAAGAGGCGAUGAUCAUAGCCAGUAUGCAGGUUCCCACUCUAGAUGAGAUCAAUAAGAAGGAGCAGGCCAUCAAAGAGGCUUGUAACUACAAAUUCAACGACAAAGACAUCGAGGACAUUGUAAAAGAGAAAGACAGGUUCCGAAAGGCCCCUUCCAACUACGCCAUGAAGAAGACAUCACUACUCAAAGAUAAGGCCAUGGCAGAGGAGAGUGGAGAAGGAGACCGAGCCAAAGAGAUCCAGGACCAGCUGAAUGAGUUGGAGGAGAGGGCCGAGCAUCUCGACAGACAGAGGACCAAAAACAUCUCUGCCAUCAGCUACAUCAACCAGAGGAAUCGUAGCUGGAACAUCGUGGAGUCUGAGAAAGCCCUAGUGGCUGAGGGACAGAAUGCCAAGAUGCAGAUGGACCCGUUUACUAGACGGCAGUGCAAACCAACCAUGGUGUCUAACGCCAGAGAUCCUUCAGUCCAUGCAGCUAUCCUCCAACACCUCAAUGAGAAGUACGGAGAAGGGUCCGGCAAAGAGAUGGACUUGGAGUUUGAGAUGGGCAGGGGAGCAGGACAGGCUGCUCUGAAAGUCAUCGACCCUACUAAGAACACCAGCGACCUAUCAGAGGACCUCUUUAAAGUCCACGACUUUGACGUCAAGAUUGACCUACAGGUUCCCAACGCAGAAGCCAAGUCUCUGUCAGUGAGCGCCAACACCCUGGCAGUGAAGGACGGUGCUCCACGUAGGUCUCUAAACCUGGAGGACUACAAGAAGAGGCGGGGCUUGAUCUAAAGAACUACAGGAAGUAGAUGAGGGGCUUCAACGACUAAUCAAAUGGCCUAAAACCUCAGUCAGUCAGAACCACCUGCAUGUUGGUUGGCCAUUCGCCCCAGGGCACCAGUGUGUUUGAGGGAAGAGAGUGAGAGGUGUGUGUGAGUGAGUGAGAGGUGUGUGUGAGUGAGUGAGAGGUGUGUGUGAGUGAGUGAGAGGUGUGUGUGAGUGAGAGGUGUGUGUGAGUGAGUGAGAGGUGUGUGUGAGUGAGUGAGAGGUGUGUGUGUGUGAGUGAGUGAGAGGUGUGUGUGUGUGAGUGAGUGAGAGGUGUGUGUGUGUGAGUGAGUGAGAGGUGUGUGUGUGUGAGUGAGUGAGAGGUGUGUGUGUGUGAGUGAGUGAGAGGUGUGUGUGUGUGAGUGAGUGAGAGGUGUGUGUGAGUGAGUGAGAGGUGUGUGUGUGAGUGAGUGAGAGGUGUGUGUGUGAGUGAGUGAGAGGUGUGUGUGUGAGUGAGUGAGAGGUGUGUGUGUGAGUGAGUGAGAGGUGUGUGUGAGUGAGUGAGAGGUGUGUGUGAGUGAGAGGUGUGUGAGUGAGUGAGUGAGAGGUGUGUGAGUGAGAGGUGUAUGUGUGUGUGUGAGAGAGGCUGUCCAUCUUAAAACAAUAGGAAAUAAUAAUUAAGAGAAGACAACUUUUUUUUUUUUUUUUUUUCCCUUGAAGGUUUUCUCUUAGACAGUUGUCCACCUUUACUACUUUUCUCUCGUUAUUAUGUGGUAAAAAUUGUACUUGGAAUGGUGUUAUUUUUCUUUUGUAAUUUCUAAGUUUUUAUAAAUAAAUCUAAUGUUGGUUCUCCCUCAUACGGAUCUGAAGUUCACUCUUUUGGUGUCCAGUUCUUUUGCAAGGGCAUAGUGGUUGUGGAUUCUUUCUGUGGCCAACUCUGUCUUGUAAGACUUAGAUUGACAUGAUUUGAGGUUAUUGGGACUGUCAACAUUUAUUGGGGUAGAAUCUUGAUUUCCACCCCCCCCCCCCCCCCACCCUGUUUCAGACACGGACUGUAUUUUCUUCGUACAUGAUUUAGGUUUUCCCCUGACCUAAGAGGUUGAGGGCAGUACCACGUUCUCCAGCUGACCCGUUCUCUUUCUCAGACAGCAGGGCCGGCUCGUUAUCUGCCUGGCUACUGGACAGCACUUUGUAAAGUCUACAAAAAAACACACAAAAAAAGAUUUAAAAAUGAAUUUACAUGGAUCACAGAGAGAAUUGUUUAUUUUCUUUUUGGUACCCUUAACUCUCUCUUUUCCCGGAGCAGAUUCUAAGUGUUAUCGAUCCUUAAACAGUUCCUGUAUUGAUGUGGCAUGCCAUGUAAAUAAUUCCCAUUUGCAGUGCGGCAGAAUAAAGAGAGACACUGUUUCGUAACA
This is a messenger RNA of Oncorhynchus kisutch (coho salmon), 3724 nucleotides long. Its product is annotated as RNA polymerase-associated protein RTF1 homolog. The transcript is spliced from 18 exons. Bases 240 to 2336 code for a protein of 698 amino acids. Gene Ontology annotation, molecular function: RNA polymerase II C-terminal domain phosphoserine binding; DNA binding. NCBI's taxonomy places the organism in Eukaryota, Metazoa, Chordata, Actinopteri, Salmoniformes, Salmonidae. The record is from RefSeq and is a predicted model, not a curated record. Gene Ontology annotation, cellular component: Cdc73/Paf1 complex.